UUUGACAAAGAGCUCUUGGACAGCGAAGAGCAUCAGCAACAACCAUGAGAUACUCUUGCGUCUUACUCCUGGCAUUCCUGGCCUGUGUCCUGGUGGGACAGACCAGUGGCACUGGCACUGCCACAACGGCGGCAACUGCAACUGCCACAACCACCUCGGCAUCGGCUGCGACUACCACCGCAGCCGCCACAACUACAACCACCACGAGCGCAUCGGCGACCACCACGACCGCAGCAUCGAGUGGCAAGAAGAAGAAGAGGGUCACCAAGUGGACGGAACGCAGAAGAGGCGGCAAGCGGAGCAACCGCAAGAACAAGCGCAAGUCCAAGAGGCGUCACCAUCACCGUGCCUCGACCACCGACAGCAGUGACAGGACCUCAGCCAGGCGCCGCUCCCUCUCCAGACGCAGGAGGGGCUAGAUCCAAGCUUUACCACCCGCCCGAACCCCCUCCCAUUUGAACUCCGACAAACCACCAAUUUUUAGUUAAUCCCAAGCCCAAGGAUUACAAUAUCUUUUUUUUUUAUAUUUGCUUAGGAAUAUUUUAAAGAAAAUUAAACGGAACAAAAGCUAUUAAAAAAUACAUCGAUCAGCGA
Molecule: messenger RNA, 594 nt
Organism: Drosophila guanche
Lineage: Eukaryota; Metazoa; Arthropoda; Insecta; Diptera; Drosophilidae
Product: protein new-glue 3-like
Exons: 1
Coding region: 45-419 (124 amino acids)
Source: RefSeq, a predicted model, not a curated record